UCCCUUCCCUAGUCCUGGCCGUGAAGCUUGUCGUACAUCUGGCAACCCUUCUAUGACUUAGGAUUCAGGAGGCAGCUGUAGUAACCCUGUAGCCACCAUGACCGUGCACAAGCUCACAUUGGUUCAUCAUACACACGUAUAUAUUAAACCAUAACUUACUUUUGGUAUCAUGGCCAUGGCUCAGGCAGUGAGGUGCACCUCACACCUGCUGCAGGGUUCCUCAUUAUCCUCUCUGCUUCACUGUUUAUGUGUCCCAUCUGUAAGGGUUCUCACCUCCAGUAGUAUAUACCCUCAUUCUACACAACUACGUCCAACCUUCAAACACCACAUAAGAUGGAUGUGUGAUGAUAGUGUGAGGUGGCUGUGGCCGGCAGAUGAGGAUAGUAUUAGUUUUGAUGCUGGUCACAGGCAUGGUACCAGGAAAGGCAUAGUGGCUGUAACACUUAACACUACUAAGCCAUUGCAGCUGCACUACCUGAAAGAGGCUUUCCAUCAUUUACAGCGAAGGAUUCCUACAUUCCGGAUGUGUUUGCGACCAAGAGGUGACUCCUUGUGGUUCUGUGAGCCUUCCCAGGUAUCUGUGAACAUUCAAAUGCUUGCUGAUGAUGAUAACCUCCUUGAGGUGAUGAGCAAAGUGGGUAAGGAACAGUUUACUUACUGUGACCCAGUUCAGUGGAAAGCAAUAUUUAUACCACGGAGGGCUCACAUUCCAUGCCCUUUACCUGAGCUCCAACAUUCCUUUCCCCAUCAGUGUGAUUUUGUAUUUACAGCCCACCAUGCCCUGUAUAACGGUAUGGAUUGUAACUUCAUGUUGAAAUGCUUGGUGGAUAUACUCAAUGAUAUAAUUGCUGGUCAGCCAGUGGAUGACAGUCCAUGCAGCGUAUUUACUGACAGAGAUGAAAUCCAAAUUUUAAGGAAAAAUGUGAGAGAGAAUUUAAGAAAAAAUACAAAACGUAUUGAUGAGGUGAGAAAAAGUAUGCCAUCGGCUGACACAGUGCCACUACUUUUUGAAACUUUCCCAAGACCCACCGCAAUAAAGCGUACUACAAGGUUCGUCAGUCAUAAUAUAGAACCACUGGUGAUAAAACAGUUCCAUGAGAAGGCCAAAAAAGCUGGAGUAAGCAUCUACAGUGCUUUAACUGCUGCUGUCAACACAGCAAUUGUGGAACUGGCAAAUGAGGCAGGCAAGGUGCAUGAAACCUGCACUGUUUCAACUUAUCAUUUACUCAAACUUGGUAACCAGAAAACAGAAAUGAAAUAUCAAUUAGGCCUCUUGAAUGUCUGCCUAUCACAUUCUUCACAUGUUGAUAAAAAUAUAAAAUCUAACUUUUGGGAUUAUUCCAAGAAACUUCACCAUGAACUCGGAUGGAGUUUAAAUUCAGAACUGGCCCUGGAGCAAGUGAUGGUUAAGAAUAUGGACCAUCCUAUAGCAUCUCCAGAUGACCCUUUCAUUAAUCCAUCACCAGUCCUUCAUGAUUACACGCUCAACUACCUCGGCGUUGUCCCAAGCCACCUGUAUGAGAAUUCUGAGCAUGUACAGGUAACUAGAUGGGUGUGUUACAAUUUUAUUCAUAGUUUUGCUUACACUAACAUGCACAUAAUUAUGCAAUUUCUAGGUUAUUGCAUUUACAGCAUAAGUUAUGAUACACACCAUUUAAGUGAUGAAACAGCAAAACUUCUUAUUCAUAAAAUAUUAUCUGUCAUUACAGAUGUCACAAAGAUGCAGUGAUGUAGUUUGUUUUUUACAUUGUACAGUGAUUACAGUAAUAUGUACAGUGAUAAUUACAGUUUAUAAACUAAAGAAGUAUAGCACAGGAUCCCCAAAUAAACUUUCCAUUAUAAUAGAAUGUUAUAGUAAUGUUAUUUUAUGUAUGGGGUAUAAUAAUAUUGUUCAAUGAUCCAAAAGUUGUACAUUGGUAAGAAGCAGCGUUCUUAAACACGAUAUAGGCAAGAUUUAUUUCUGCUGUGUUAUUACGGGAUAUGCUAUACCCAAGUUAAUAUUUUUCACUUACUGUAUUGUGUUGAUAUUGGCAGUAAUAUUUUUGUUUUGUAAGUCAGCAUCUUCCAAUUUUGCCAUUGUAAAUAAUAUACAUCCCAUAAGGCAUAUCAGACUAGGGCUUGAGUAGCUGUUCAUCCGCAGGUGUCAGCUUCCCCAGUUUAGUGUUUACAUACAUAUGCAUGUAACAUGGUUAGGUAUAUGUAUAGGGUUUUUCGGCAGGAUAAGUUUAUUCCUCGCGGAUCUUGGAAGGUGUGACCGAGCGAUGUAUUUGCCCGUCUUUAGGCAGAAGUAUUUAUAUAAAUGGGUUACUUACA
Homarus americanus (American lobster) is the source of this 2313-nucleotide messenger RNA. RefSeq lists its product as uncharacterized. The transcript has 5 exons. Bases 170 to 1729 code for a protein of 519 amino acids. The record is from RefSeq and is a predicted model, not a curated record. Lineage: Eukaryota; Metazoa; Arthropoda; Malacostraca; Decapoda; Nephropidae.